Eucalyptus grandis is the source of this 1313-nucleotide messenger RNA. RefSeq names its product two-component response regulator ARR15. The record is from RefSeq and is a predicted model, not a curated record. Gene Ontology annotation, biological process: cytokinin-activated signaling pathway; phosphorelay signal transduction system. The transcript has 5 exons. The coding region runs from base 279 to 1052 and encodes 257 amino acids. NCBI's taxonomy places the organism in Eukaryota, Viridiplantae, Streptophyta, Magnoliopsida, Myrtales, Myrtaceae.
UGAUCUCAUUUUCAAUCCGCAAAAGCGAGAUAGACAGAGAGAGAGAGCCAAUCGAUUGAGAGACGACCAGACAACGCAUUUCCUCUCCUUUCUGCCACAAAAGCAAGGCAAAUUCCACAGUGAUUGUGUAGACAUACAGAGAGAGAGCAGAGAACAGGAUCCAUUUCGUUUUUCGCCUCUCUUGGUCAAGGGAAAAAGCAAAAAGCUGGCGACUUGCAUCUUUUUAUUAGCUCCAUAACCAUAACCAGCUGAGUUCCGUCCUCCGAAGCGAGCUGGUGAUGGACGGACACGACGUCGUCUCGUGGCGGAGGAGGACGCACGGCAUCGACGCCUUGGAUUCGCUUCAGCCCUCUUCUGAUUCCGGAGAGGCUCACGUCCUGGCCGUCGACGACAGCCUCGUCGAUCGGAAAGUCAUCGAGCGAUUGCUCAGAAUCUCUUCCUUCAGAGUGACUACCGUGGAAAGUGGAAGCAGAGCUCUGCAGUUUCUGGGUCUGGACGAGGACAAAAGCUCCGGUCAUUUCGAUGGGCUGAACUUGAAGGUGGAUUUGAUCAUCACGGACUAUUGCAUGCCUGGAAUGACUGGAUACGAUUUGCUCAAAAGAGUUAAGGAAUCGUCUGCUUUGAGAGAGAUACCCGUAGUGAUCAUGUCAUCCGAGAAGGUCUUGGCACGUAUUGACAGGUGUUUGGAGGAAGGAGCGGAGGAGUUUAUCAUGAAGCCUGUGAAGCUAUCGGACGUGAAGCGAUUGAAAGUGUACAUGAGGAGAGAUUCCGGAGAGAGAAACGAAAGCGAAGCCGAGAACAGAGUGAACGUGAAUCCGAAGAGAAAGCUGCGAGAGGAGGAGGACGACGACGACGACAAUUACGAUGAUUCAGAUCUCUCGGCGUCAUCGCCAUCGCCGCCAGCUUGCUCUGUCUCAUCGUCGCCACCUUCGGCUUCUUCGUCGUGCCUGUCCUCCCCCUCCAUGGCUGCUGCUGCCACCGCCACUGCCGCCGCCACCACCUCGGCAUCGACCGCGGAUAAAAGAUGGCUGAGGAUGAACAGCGGUGAUUAGAGGCCACGGAAUGAGCGAUGCAAUUUUGCUUUUAAUUUCCACUGGAUUUUAGUCGUUUUUUUUUUUCAUCCUUUUUAUCUCUUCUUGAUUCAGGUUUUUUUCCCUUUUCUUCCCCGUGAUUUACAGAACAGAGGAGUGGUGUCCUGUCUCAUUUGGGUAAAAUGCGAGCGGGGAAGUAAAUAGAUGGAAAGGAAGAGUGAAAAUGGUGUGGAAGGGGGAAUUAAUUUCGUGAAUAUAGACUUAUUUUUCAGUCUCGUUUUA